Messenger RNA from Danio aesculapii, 5013 nucleotides. RefSeq names its product MLLT1 super elongation complex subunit a (gene mllt1a). Gene Ontology annotation, biological process: regulation of DNA-templated transcription. Gene Ontology annotation, cellular component: super elongation complex. The transcript has 12 exons. The coding region runs from base 83 to 1840 and encodes 585 amino acids. Lineage: Eukaryota; Metazoa; Chordata; Actinopteri; Cypriniformes; Danionidae. The record is from RefSeq and is a predicted model, not a curated record.
AAUUGACACACAAUGAGGAGUCGGGAGCAGCCGCUCAAAAGCCUUCUGUAAAUAAACAGGACCUUCGUCAGGCCGGUGAACUAUGGAGAAUCAGUGCACGGUUCAGGUAAAGCUUGAGCUGGGACACAGAGCUCAGCUGAGGAAGAAAGUGACCUCUGAGGGCUUCACCCACGACUGGAUGGUGUUUGUGCGAGGCCCUGAAGGCAGCGACAUUCAGCACUUUGUGGAUAAAGUGGUCUUCCGGCUGCACGAGAGCUUUCCAAAACCCAAGAGAGUGUGUAAAGAGCCCCAAUACAAGGUUGAGGAGUCGGGUUAUGCUGGCUUUCUCAUGCCCAUAGAGGUCUACUUCAAAAACAAGGAGGAACCAAAGAAGGUGUGCUUCAAUUACGACCUGUUCCUCAACCUGGAGGGGAACCCACCUGUCAAUCACCUGCGCUGCGAGAAACUCACCUUCAACAACCCUACGCGUGACUUCCGUCGAAAGCUUGUCAAAGCAGGAGGGCUCAUCGUGGUCCCAGAGGGAGCAGAGGUGGUCCCAAGACCCAGCCCAGAUUACCCUAUGCUUCCAACCAUUCCACUCUCUGCCUUUUCAGACCCGAAGAAGAGCAAGACCUCACAGGGAUCAAAGGAGCCCAGUAAAGAAGGCAGCAAAGUGUCCAAAUCUCACAAAAUGGCCAAGGAGCAUCGAGAGCGGCCGCGAAAAGACUCUGAGAGCAAAGCUACAUCUAAAGGAGAUUCUGAGCGGGACGGGAGCAGCAAAACCAGCCGCGACCCUUCAUCAUCCUCAUCCUCGUCUUCCAAGAAAACUGAAAUCAAAGUGAAAGAUGACAACAAAGUCCUGCCCAAAGCUGCUUUCAAGGAGCCCAAACUCACGCUGAAGGAGUCCAAAAUGGAAAGCAUGUCUCCUAAAGGAGGAGGUGCAGGAGUGGCGGGUGGAGGAGGAGGAGGAGGAGCAGCCGAUGGAAAAGCACCCAGCAAACGACCCUCUAAUGCAGAGUCUCCCAAACCGAGUGCGAAAAAGCCAAAAAAGGGGAGUUCAGAGGGGUCGAAGGGCUCUGGCAGUGGGGGCUUCACUGGCGCCUCCCCUCGCACCGCGUCUUCCUCCAACACCUCCUCAGGAUAUGCGGAAAAGAAGACCUCGAAGGAGAAGGGCCGCUGGGCCAAGGGGAAGUCAGAGGCACAGGAGGUCAAGGAGACCAAGAAGCCUCCAGAAUCAGACGAUUCCAACUCUGAUGAUGAGGCCUCGUCCAAAUCUGAGCAGUCGGCACCUUCCAGCCCAUCUAACUCCAGCUCUAGCUCAGAGUCCAGCUCCGAUUCAGACUUUGAACCUGAGCAGAAACAAGGCCAAGGGCCGCUGCAAUCGAUGUUGGAGGACCUGCAGUCGGAGGAGUCUGACGAUGACGACAGCAGCUCAGACGAAGAGACGCCAGUCAAGAACAACCUGCCCAGUCGAGACUCCAGGCUGAGUGUGGACAGUGAGAGCGACUGCAGUGACGGGCCACAGCGGCCUAGUCGAGACGCUCCACCUCAGCUGCCAAAACACAGCUCCACCAACAACAAGGUGUCAGGCAGAAAGAGUCCAGAUCCUUGUUUACGUCAAGAGAAGGUGCUGAAGAAGGGAUACGACAAGGUAGGAAGGGCGUACACAGACGAGCUGGUAGAGCUUCAUCGCAGGCUAAUGGCUUUACGAGAGCGUAACGUUCUUCAGCAGAUCGUCAACCUCAUCGAAGAGACCGGCCACUUCAACGUCACCAACACAACUUUUGACUUUGACCUUUUCUCACUGGACGAGUCGACCGUCCGAAAACUACAGAGCUACCUGGAGGCCACCACCACAUGACAGGACGUCCCAACCAGGCUGCCCUUUUUUUCCUGUAAAUGAAAAGGAGUGAAAUCGACAGUAUUUUGAGGAGGACGUACGGCUAUGUGAGGUCUGGACUGCAAACCAACACUACAACACUUAAACUCUCUCUCCUCCUCAACAUCCUGUUCUCUUCGUAACGGGGCCAGAACUGCGUCUUUGAAUCAGCCGGAAAACAAAAGCGUCUCUCUGUAGCCAUAACGCACUGAUGCAUCAAGGGUUGCGACUUUUAUAUUUUAUUUUUCUACCAAGGUUUUUUCAAGGUAUUUUUGAUUGAUUGUGAUCUGAAAAGAAAAAAAAGGAAGCCCCGCACGCCAUGAAUGUAUCGCUUUUUAUCCUCUAGGGCUAGUCUUAGUGCCUUUUUCACACUUCAUCUCAUUCGUGCUCUUAGGAACUACAGCAGUGUUAUCUUUCACUCCCACUUUCUGUACGCGAGGGACGUUUCCCCCGGUUUGUUCGCCAGUUAUGUAUCAAUCCUCAUUUUAUGUGUUUGCCAAACGGGCCUUAGAACUUAAAUGUCGUGCAUUGCUAGUGCAGCUUGUGAAAGUAUUUGGAAAAAACGUGUUGAUCUCUGUGUUUUCUGUCAUCAUAUCUGGUUCGGCUAAGCAGGAGAGGUGAAAGAAAAGGAGAAGGCGAGCUCUUUCUUCUCGGCGGUCUGUAGAUUCACUGUGCUUCUGACUCUCUUUCUCUCGAAGCGGCGUCACUCGGCUUCACCUCUGCGCCCUGUCUGUCCAUUCGUAUGCUAAUAGCUUUAAGAGGCUCCGUGGCCUGAGCUGCAGACCACAUGCCCUUAACUUCACCCUGCCCGCAGUCUGGGAGCGAGUGUUCAAUCUCCAAACGAUUCGUCUGAAUCCUAGCAAACAAAAAGGUUUGUGCUGGUGUGUGGUUUUUCAUUGGUAGAAUGAUUGAGUGUUGUGUUGGUGAACUCUGAACUCCUGGCCGGCUCUUGGUUUCUGAACUUUAACCUAUGACCGGAUGGUGAUUCAGGUCGGCCUGUCAUCUAAAGGGGCGGGGCUUGAGGCUUAGAGGGUGGAGUUGGGCGAACUUGAAUGGCAGCUCUGAAAAGACGCCCCACUGAGCACACACACACAUUUUUUUUUUAAAUAUUAUUUAAGGGGGUUAUUUUUUAUUUAUGUACCUCUGCACUUUUGGCUUUGUUGACUCAAGUACUUAAUUCUCUAAACUGUAUUUUAAAGAAUUUUAUACAAUACUUACAUGCAAUAUAUUAAUUUCUUUUGUGUCAAGAAUUGCCAGGUUUUUUUUUUAUUUUUAUUUUUUAGAUGUUAUUUUUUCUCUGUAUCAGCACAUUAUAUCAUAAAUGACUGUAAACAUGACCUUGAGAACUUGAAACUGUUACUUCAGCCCAACUCAUGGCAGGGUGUGUUUGUACAGGCAUGAAAAAGAUGAAGAGACUAGUUGACAGUUCUCAGUUUCUCUUGAUUUAUUAGGUAUUAAAAUGGUAAUAUUUGUUUCGUUCUGUUAAAGGUGUGAUAAAAUUUCUCCAGAAUAAAAUUAUGUCGUUUAGAUCAGUGUUUCUCAACCAUGUUCGUGUAGCACCACCAGCUCUGCACUUUUUUCAGGUCUCCUUAACUAAACACACCUGAUUUAUAUCUGCUCAUUAGCAGAGACUGUAAGAGUUGUAAUGGGUAUGACAGACAAAGGAGGCAUCUAAAACGUGCAGUGUUGGUGGUCCACCAGGAACAUGGUUGAGAAACAGAUUUAGAGCAUGUUUCUUCCAGAAAAUGGCAUAUUGUCAGAAUAGCAAAUGCUUUAUUGGGCUAUUCCACGAAAUAUUGAUCUCUUAAUAGUUCUGAAGUUAAAGCAUUGAUACUUUUUUUGUUUAAAAACGAAUAUAAACAUCCUGGAUAUAAAAACAUGCCACAUUUUUUGCUUUAACUAGUUGUCAUUUCAUUUAAACAACAUAAAAACAAAUGCUCUAAAUUAGAUUUUAUUUAUUUAAUAUUUGGAUGAAAUGUCAAAAAUAAAUCAAGGGAGGCUGAGAAUUUUCAAGUGUUUUUUUUUCUCCAAAGCUGUAACGUUAAAGUUGAAUUUCUGCAUCAAGCAUCUGUUAAGUUGUAGCCUCGUUAUACACAUUCACUACAAAAGGAGGACUGCAAAUCUGUGAAACAAACAAUUUAAUAGUUAUAAGGUGUUUGAUUUGAAUCAAGCUUGCUGGUCUAAUUGGGAAAGUUCACUCAGAAAUAAACAUUUACUCAACUGUCAAGUAGUUCCAAACUUUUAAGGUCUUUUUCAAGAACAUAUCUUGAAGAAUCUUGUAAAAUGUUAGCAAUUGACAUCCAUAAUAAGCAUAGAAUUCAACCUGAAUUAUUGGAGGGCCUCAGUUUUGCUCCAAACCUAAUCAAACACAGCUGAUCCAAAUAAUCGAGGUGUUCAAAAGAGUCUUGAACAUCUCUAUUAGUUGCAUUAGCUGUGUUUGAUUAGGGUUGGAGCAAAACUGUGCAGAUCUGCGGCCAUCCAGAAAUUCCAGGAACACAGGUUUGAGACCUGGGAAAGGGAAAAAAUACUAUGGAAGUCAAUGGCUACCAGUUUUCCAACAUUCUUCAAAAUAUAUCCUUUGUGAAACAAACUCAAACAGGUUUGGAACAAGUGAAAAUUGAGUAGAUGAUGACAAAUGGUCCGUUUUUUUCAUGAUUAUUUCCCUCAACGGUGUUUCUGAGCACUUGUUAUUUGGUUAAUUUGCUAAGAGCAGCUAGUUUAAGCAGUAACGCGGCAAAGUAACACUAACAGAGGGGCAAAUAAUUUUGUACACGGUGUGAGUCUUGCCUACAAGAGCUGGAGGAUUCAUUCUUUCAUUUAAUCGACGGUAAAUACUGCAUCAUAUUUACACUUGGCUUGCAGGUGCAGAGAGCUGUGUUUUGUCAGUCAGUGGUGGUUUUAUUUGUGUUCGUGAGCGCGGAAGGACUUGCUGUAUUUAUCCGUGGUUUUCGGGGAGGUUUGGGUUUUGUACGUAUGUUCUGGUAACCUUCCGCGGUCUGAACAGAGGAGUUACCUUUAGUAUGACGUGUUAAACUUGGCAUACAGUGCCACCAUGUGGUCAUUCGAUGCAAGUUGUAAUAAGGGCAAAAGAUGUUACUUUUUAUGUUUUUAUUGCAAAAUCACAUUAUGAUGAAUAAAGUCAUUUGAGUACUGUU